CAUUAUCUUCCCAUACUCAAAAACUUUCUUUCCUUCCAAACACUCCACUCCUCUCCUCUCUCAUCCUCAACCAUGACUACACUACUACUAGUAUUCUUUACAACCACCCAGCUCUUUGCCCUCACCUCACUCGCAUUACUAGUCUCCGGCAGUGCCGUCCAUGUCAACACAUGCCGAUCCUACUGCGGCAACAUCACCAUUGACUACCCCUUUGCGCUCCGAUCAGGCUGCGGCCACCCGGGUUUCCGCGACCUGCUGUUUUGCAUGAAUGAUGUGCUCAUGUUUCACAUAACCUCAGGAUCAUACAGGGUCCUGGAUAUCGACUACGCUUACCAGGCCCUCACGCUUGACGACCCCCACAUGUCCACUUGUGAGUCGAUUGUGCUGGGAGGCAAGGGGAAUGGGUUCGCGAUCGAGCACUGGCGGGCGCCGUACCUGAACCCGGCUGCAGACAAUGUGUUCAUGUUAUUAGGCUGCUCGGCACAAUCCCCACUCUUCCAGGGGUUCCCAAGCAAGCAUCUUCCGUGUAGAAAUGUUUCAGGGAUGGGGUGUGAGGAGUACUAUUGGUGUUCAGCUUGGGGAGUGUUUGGGCCAAAGAAGUUGGGGUCUGGGUCAGGGCCGCCGGAGUGUUGUGCGGUGCCGUUUGAGGCGAUCAAGGCUAUAAACCUCACGAGGCUGGAGUGUGAGGGGUAUAGUAGUGCCUACAGUUUAGCGCCAUUGCGAGAGAUUGGACCUGGGGGGUGGUCGUAUGGCAUAAGGGUGAGGUACUCGGUGCAGGGGAAUGAGUUCUGUCGAGCCUGUGAGGCCACCGGCGGCGCCUGUGGGUACGGGAGUGAUGGCGUUCGAGAGCUGUGCCUGUGUGGGAGCUCCAAUUCCACGUCCAAUUGUGAUUCAGUGAAGUCAUCAUCAAGCAAAGUAGGAAGGUCAUUGGCCAACACUUUAGCAGGAAUUUUGGGUUGUAUAGUAACAUGGAGGAAAAUGCACCAGACUUGAAGGAUUGGAGAUUCAAAAUCAGCAUUCAGCAGCUGGUGAUUUUCAUUUUGUAUUGAUUAUAAUUAUUAAUUAUUAAUUAUCAUUACUUGAUUUUAGUGGUGUGUUUGGAUGCCAUUAUUUGGAGCACAAACAUUGAGAGUGAGAGAUGUAAGCAUAUUUUUGAGUACUACACAUAAUUUUUCCAUUUCCUCUUUCUUCCA
Messenger RNA from Vitis riparia (riverbank grape), 1193 nucleotides. RefSeq lists its product as uncharacterized. The coding region runs from base 73 to 993 and encodes 306 amino acids. The transcript has 3 exons. NCBI's taxonomy places the organism in Eukaryota, Viridiplantae, Streptophyta, Magnoliopsida, Vitales, Vitaceae. The record is from RefSeq and is a predicted model, not a curated record. Gene Ontology annotation, molecular function: polysaccharide binding.